AUGGCUGACAACAAGCAAGCCCAAAUCACGCUCCACUGGCUCGAUGGCUCGCGCGCGCAGCGGAUUCUCUGGCUUCUGAUUGCCCUGGAUGUGCCGUACGAGCUGAAGAUCUACCACCGCAUCAAGGGCGUGUACGCGCCGCCGACGUUACAAAAAAUAUUUCCGCUAGGCAAGUCGCCGCUAGUGACAGUGCUGCCAGCGGGUGCGCCGGCUGACGCGGAGCCGCUGGUGCUGGCCGAGAGUGGUUUCAUCGUGGACUACCUAUGCUCGCACUUUGGCCAAGAGAGCAACCUGGUGCCGAAGCGCUGGCGUGACGGCUGCCAAGGCCAGCUCGGCGGCGAGACGGCAGCAUACCUGCGCUUCCAGUACCUGAUGUACUACGCUGAGGGCUCGCUGAUGCCGUAUCUGGUGUUUUACCUGGUGCUGUCGACCCUCAAGGGACCCACCGUUCCCUGGUUCGUGCGCCCCCUCACCAGCAGCAUAGCCAACCAGAUCAACAGCGCCUUCCUGCUGCCCAACAUCCGCAGCAACCUCCAGCUGAUGGAGACGUUUCUGGUGCAUCCGCCCGAGCCGGCCGACGGCCAGGGCUACAUCUGCGGCGACCACCUGACGGCGGCCGACAUCCUGCUGAGCUUCCCGCUGCUGGCGGCACGGUCGCGCUGCCAGGAUAUGGGGCCGUGGAACGGCGGCUCGGCCGAGGCAGAGUUUCCCGUCACGUUUGCGUAUCUGGACCGGCUGGAGAGGGAGCCGGGGUAUCAGAAGUCUAUUGCGAAGAUCGAGGAAGUGGAUGGCAAGUUUUCGGUCUUGACAACGGCCAGGGGACGCUGA
Grosmannia clavigera kw1407 is the source of this 828-nucleotide messenger RNA. Its product is annotated as glutathione s-transferase. Lineage: Eukaryota; Fungi; Ascomycota; Sordariomycetes; Ophiostomatales; Ophiostomataceae. The transcript has 4 exons. The record is from RefSeq and is a predicted model, not a curated record. Bases 1 to 828 code for a protein of 275 amino acids.